Molecule: messenger RNA, 799 nt
Organism: Galeopterus variegatus (Sunda flying lemur)
Lineage: Eukaryota; Metazoa; Chordata; Mammalia; Dermoptera; Cynocephalidae
Gene: NDUFA7
Product: NADH dehydrogenase (ubiquinone) 1 alpha subcomplex, 7, 14.5kDa
Exons: 3
Coding region: 302-688 (128 amino acids)
Biological process (GO): mitochondrial electron transport, NADH to ubiquinone; ATP synthesis coupled electron transport
Cellular component (GO): mitochondrial inner membrane
Source: RefSeq, a predicted model, not a curated record
GCGCUGGGGGGCUGUGGGCUCCGUGUGCCCCGCACCCCUUCCCUCUCCUCACCUCCCUCCGAAGCCUGGAUCUCGCUCGGCCCAGGAUUUACCCUGGACCGCCCAACUCGUAACCCCGACACCUGCCUCACCCCCAGCCCUUGGCUCUCUUGGCCGGGGACCCGCUCAGGCCACGGACCUCCUCGCCCCCGACCUUCUUAUCCAUGGACCUUGUGGCCCCGGAUCCCACCUUUCCUCUUCACUUGCAGGGUCCACAUCCCUGUCCCAAACUGCCCAUCCCCUGCCUUUCCUUCAUUUGUUCAUGCCUGGGCCACUCCUGUUCCCUCGCCUUCACCUCUCCUGGGGUGUCCCCCAGGCUGACCUCCUCAGGCUGACCUCCUGUCUCCUCCUCCCACAGCGAGACCUGCAGACGAAGCUGCAGCUGCGCUACCAGGAGAUCUCCAAGCGAACUCAGCCUCCUCCCAAGCUCCCUAUGGGCCCCAGCCACAAGCUCUCCAACAAUUACUAUUGCACUCGUGAUGGCCGCCGGGAAGUUGUGCCCCCCUUGAUUGUCAUGUCCUCACAGAAGGCGCUGGUGGCAGGCAAGUCAGCAGAGAGCUCAGCUGUGGCGGCCACUGAGAAGAAGGCAGUGACACCAGGUCCUCCCAUGAAGAGGUGGGAGCUGUCCAAGGACCAGCCUUACCUGUGACACAGUGCCCCUAGGACACCUGGCCGUGCCCUCAGGCCUAUCUGACUGCUUGGAUUCUGUCUGAAAAGAAUGUCUUGUAAUUUAUGACAAAUACAUGUAGCUUCAGUAUCA